Arthroderma uncinatum is the source of this 1470-nucleotide messenger RNA. RefSeq names its product TBC1 domain family member 5. Bases 1 to 1470 code for a protein of 489 amino acids. NCBI's taxonomy places the organism in Eukaryota, Fungi, Ascomycota, Eurotiomycetes, Onygenales, Arthrodermataceae. The transcript has 3 exons. The record is from RefSeq and is a predicted model, not a curated record.
AUGCAAACUGCCAAGCAGUUCUACGAACAUAACGAUGGGAAGAACAGCAUGGGAAACUCGGAGGUUUCGUCUAUAAUCACACGAAGCCAGCACAUUCAUCUCGUUCUUUUGCGGCAGAUAGACCCAGAGCUGGCUGACCAUCUUGUUGCCAUUGAGAUACUACCGCAGAUUUUCUUAACGUCAUCGCUUAUUGAUAUGAUCUGUGUCUCCAUGCUAUUACGGAUUCGAUGGCAAUUAAUGGAGGCCGAUUAUUCAACUGCGUUAUCUCUACUUCUAAAAUACCCAUCUCCAGAACCAAUCAAGCCUCGUACGUUUGUUCUUGAUGCUCUCUACAUAGAGCACAACACGACAUUUGAGGGCGCUUCAUACCUUUUUGCGAAAUACUCUGGCAAACCUAUACCUCAGAGAGCUCGAAAUAGCAUAUCUCCUCCCAGAAUCGGUUCUACUACCAGACAGAAGAGCAGCUCCAUCAGCCGUGAUAUUUUCAAUACUCCCAGCAGCUCUCCUAACAGAUUAAACUCGAAACGUUUAGACUCGAUAUUCCAAGACGUUUCUGAGGGUUUAUAUCGUCGCGCAGAAGGCUGGGGAGUCACCAAGGCAGUUCGUGGCGCGGUGGUUGAAGCUCGUCGCAACAUGCAAAACCUUCAGGCUGGAGCGAGCAGCUCAACGGUGUUUAAUCAUGAUGGACCGGCGUGGGAUUCGCCUAGCCCGCCACGCAUAUCUCUUGCAACAGUUCGGGAAUUGAAUUUAAAAAUAUCUACGUUGGAACAGCGGAAUAAAGCUUUGGCGAUGAUGUUGGGGGAUGCGUUGGAUACCUUGCAAACCCAUCCCUCUACGGCAAAGGAGAAAGAUCAAGACGGCAGCGAGAACCUGCAGUCGAUGGACGAAGUUGUUGCUCGGAUCCAGAAAGUGAAGACCUGCCUUCAGGAUCCAGCAAUUCCACUUGACGCAGAAGGUAGACCUGAGGCAAAACAACCAUGUUCUAUCGCUCGAAGCAGCGACGAUUCUCCCACGAGGGUUAAAGUCACCAAGGAGCUACCCUCCUCGCCAACCGUUGGUUCGCAAAAGGCUACAGCCAGGCCUUCCACGGAACAAUUGCAGGAGAACACCAAGAUAACAAAGGCAACCAAGGAGCCGCAGUCACCACGGUCGCCGCCAAGUAGCAUCAGCACCCUGUCGCCAACUACAAAUACGAUAAAGGGACGCCCGAUCCGACCAACACGAACCUCAGUACGUGAUUCAUCCUUCUCCUGGAUCCUAGGCGACGAUCAGGACCGGCCAAGCUUCGCUACCAGCGCAUCCGAACCUCCCGAGCAGAGACGCGAACCAUCGAAAUCGCUCUUCACGGGUCCCGAGGGCGAUGACCGGGCAGCUGGACAGCCGGAUAUAGAAGGCCUGGUGCUAGCUGAUUUACAGCACGCGCCGCAGUCGAUGCAACAGCAGCAGCAGCAGCAGCAUCCGGACAAGUGA